AUGACAACCAGCAGCGGCCGGGACCGGCAGCCUCUACCGCAGCAGGGGUGGGGCUUUGGGGGAGGGGGCAGGAGAGGAGGAGCCAGAGGAGGUGUCUGCUGCAAGUUCCUGGCUGCUUCUGAGCUCACCCCAUCCUCCAAGAGGGAGGAGGCAGGUGGUGAUGCCGCUGCUCCCGCCGCCUCGACUGCUGAUGCUCUAGUGAGGCUGGAAGGGUGGUUCCUGUUCGCACCAUCGCCAACCAGAGAGCGAGGGAACAAAAUCCCAAGAGCAGCUGCCGAUGUUGGGUUCGGAGGCUGCAUCCGACUCGGUCACAAGGAAAAUGGAUUCAGUUUGCAUCUUUCCCUCCUUUCAGCAGCUUCUCCGGGUCUCAGCAUGUUAAAACGGGUGCGGGAAACCGAGAAACAAUGUAAACCUCUUCUGGAAAGGAACAAGUGCCUCACCAAGAGGAACGAUGAGCUGAUGGUGUCUUUGCAGCGCAUGGAAGAGAAGCUAAAAGCCGUUACCAAGGAAAAUUCAGAAAUGAGAGAAAAAAUAACAUCCCAUCCACCCUUAAAGAAAUUAAAAUCUCUGAAUGACCUCGAUCAAGCUAAUGAAGAACAAGAGACAGAGUUUUUAAAACUUCAAGUCAUUGAGCAGCAGAACAUUAUUGAUGAGCUCACAAGGGACCGAGAAAAGCUCAUCCGUAGGAGAAAACACAGAAGAAGUUCCAAGCCAAUUAAGAGGCCUGUUUUGGACCCAUUUAUUGGCUAUGAUGAGGACUCCAUGGAUUCAGAGACAUCAUCCAUGGCCUCAUUUAGAACAGACCGAACACCAGCUACUCCUGAUGAUGACUUGGACGAAAGUUUAGCAGCUGAAGAAUCUGAGCUACGAUUUCGACAAUUAACAAAAGAAUAUCAGGCCCUCCAAAGAGCAUAUGCCCUCCUGCAGGAGCAGACUGGAGGUAUCAUCGAUGCUGAAAGGGAAGCCAAGGCUCAAGAACAGCUCCAAGCAGAGGUGCUAAGGUAUAAAGCCAAAAUUGAAGAUCUGGAAGCGACCCUGGCUCAGAAAGGGCAGGACUCACACUGGGUAGAAGAUAAACAACUUUUCAUUAAGAGAAACCAGGAGCUUUUAGAAAAGAUAGAAAAACAGGAGGCAGAAAAUCACCGGUUACAACAGGAACUACAGGAUGCCCGAGACCAGAAUGAGCUGCUGGAGUUUCGAAACCUAGAGCUAGAAGAAAGAGAGAGACGAUCCCCUCCAUUUAAUCUACAAAUUCACCCAUUCUCUGAUGGUGUGAGUGCUCUACAGAUCUACUGUAUGAAAGAAGGUGUCAAGGAUGUGAACAUCCCUGAUCUCAUAAAGCAGCUUGAUAUCCUGGGUGAUAAUGGGAACUUAAGAAAUGAAGAACAAGUGGCCAUAAUUCAGGCCAGCACUGUGCUGUCCCUGGCAGAAAAGCUAAGUGUCAUCCAUGAACCAGGCAAUGUGGCGGGUACUUGGAUACUAGAGUCACAAGUCAGAAGUGACAUCACUGUGCUCAUUCGCUUUCGGUCUGGUGACAUGUCAGUAACCGAAAACACGGAUAAGACCCCAGAAAGGCAAAUGCUUCUAGACCUUCAAAGAUGGCAGAAAUGUUUACAACAGAACAGAGACGUCUGCGAUGUGAAUGGGAAGGAAAGCAGCCUCCUGUUUGUUUUCCUGCAAGAGGUGGGGUUUGUGGGAUGCAUUCCACGGAUGACAGAGGAGAAGCAGAUGACAGAGGAGAAGCGGAUCACAGUGACCCCUGACGAAACUGGCAACAAGGCGGAGGACCUAGGCGAAU
Molecule: messenger RNA, 1798 nt
Organism: Leptonychotes weddellii (Weddell seal)
Lineage: Eukaryota; Metazoa; Chordata; Mammalia; Carnivora; Phocidae
Source: RefSeq, a predicted model, not a curated record